UUUGUGAAGGAACACAAGUUCGAACGCCAUUUUGUUGAAAUCGAUGACGUUACCACAAAAGGAAGUAGAAUUUCUUUCUGGCAGACAAUUUAAUUUUCUUGUUUUUGUGUAACCAUCCAUUGCAGUGACAACUGCAUAUUUAAAUUAACACUCAUGAUGACAACAUUUAUUACUCAUCCCAGUGUGAGGAUGAAGGGCACAGAAGCCAACUACCAGCCAGAGCAGUGCUUUGAUGGUGGCUGCUCGGACCACCCUCCCCACAUGCACUGUCCAUUCUGUGUGAAGUCAGACUGCUAUACUGACCCUGUCAUCCUCAAGGCUCAUUAUCGAGUGAAACAUGUUGACAAAGGCAUUGAAUUUGCUGGUCUGAAGAUCCUGCGCUGUUGUGCACAAUGCGAGAUUGUGGGAGUGAUCAAGGGAGAGAAGCGCUUCAAGGGAGCUCACUGGCACUGCUACAAGUGCAGGAACGGCUUCAACCGUAGAGACGAGGCCAUCAAACACUAUAAAACUCACUUCAGAAAUCCGCAAACAACAUUCCAAAUCCAGAUUGCACAGGAUACCAACCAGCCUGUGACACAGGGCUUUGAGACAGAGGAGGCUGCUGCGUCCAUUCCUGUGGACACAUUCACUGUGCACUCUGUAAACUCCAGCCUACCGGUAGUGACCUCGUACACCCAGGCUGGCAGUGAGAUGAUGCAUCGUGGUGUGGAAGACAUGGUGACAGGGGUGGGGGCCAUAGAGACGGUGGGGCUGUCAGACACCCAGACCAUCAUGAUCAUCCAGGAUGAGACCCACGGCAUGCAUGACACUUCACAGGACCUAUCCAAUGCCAGCAGCCUGGUGAAUGACUCGGGAGAUGACCACACUGGUGACCCCGGACUGGAGAUGCAGGUGAAAGAGUUGCAGCAGAGAGUGGUCCAGCUGGAACAGGAGCUCUUGGACAGGGACGCUGUCAUUAGGGACCUGCAGGCCAAGGUGAAUGCCAGCAAGGCCAGAGAGCAGGAGCUGAUGGAUCAGCUGUCCGUGCCUACCAGCGAGAGCCUACAGGAGCUGUGUACCAGCCUCCAGACCCAGCACAGCGAACUCCUCAGGAACCAGCUGAAACUGGUACAGCAGGCCGUGCUUAAGAACCACAACCAGAACAAGAAGUCACAGACCAAGAUGAUCAUCAUCAAUCCUGUAGGUACAUCGUUGAGUGCGGCUAGUCUCAUGAACUCUGGUCAGGAUGUGAUAAACUCUGUGCUGAACUCUGGCCUGACACUUCAUGGUUCACAGGCUCUGUCGGUGAGUCUGGCUGGGACACUGACUAACACAGCCAGCCUUUCAGCAGGGAAGACUCGGGUCACAGACACUGAUGGAUCCACAGGAGAAGGACAUGAGGGAUCCACAGUGGAUGAUCAUCACGUCAAGGAGGCUGACUUCAUGAGUAAGGACUUAAUGGAGCAACACUUUUCACAUGCUGCUGAACGCAUGGCUCAGACUGACACUGAAAGGAGACCAGCGAGGAAGAAAGCUAAACUGCAGUCACAAAGUGAUGUGGAACUUCAAAACGCAUAGUGUUUUAUAUGAGAGUGAUAAAACUGUCCUUUUUGCAUGAAUGGUUCAUUUGUUUAUGUACAAAUAAAAAAGUUGCCACUUUA
Messenger RNA from Dreissena polymorpha, 1640 nucleotides. RefSeq lists its product as uncharacterized. The record is from RefSeq and is a predicted model, not a curated record. The coding region runs from base 154 to 1557 and encodes 467 amino acids. Lineage: Eukaryota; Metazoa; Mollusca; Bivalvia; Myida; Dreissenidae. The transcript is spliced from 8 exons.